Messenger RNA from Alternaria conjuncta, 441 nucleotides. RefSeq lists its product as uncharacterized. NCBI's taxonomy places the organism in Eukaryota, Fungi, Ascomycota, Dothideomycetes, Pleosporales, Pleosporaceae. Bases 1 to 441 code for a protein of 146 amino acids. The record is from RefSeq and is a predicted model, not a curated record. The transcript is spliced from 2 exons.
AUGCUGAACGUCCCAUCCCUCUACCGCAAACGAGCCUCCCCACCACCACCACCACCACCACCACCUGUACGAUUAACACCAUCACCAAACCUAACACCGGACCCAAAUCUCAAUCUCAACCACACUACGCAAACCCUCCCUUCCGGCACAACCUUCCACAUCUGGACCCCCUCCCUCUCCUCCCCGUCUGUCGCAACAAUCAUCCUCCAACACGGCUACGCAGAAUACUCCUUCCGCUAUCUAACAUCCCACUCCUCCCUAAUCACCCACCUGCUCGCCGCCAACUACACAAUCUACGCCCUCGACCUCCACGGCCACGGCACCUCUCCCGGCCACCCCCGCGCCGUCGUCCACCCGACCACCUCGAACUACGGCGUUAUGCUGUUGAACAAGGAGGGGGAAGACCGGUCGUGUUAUUCGGGCAUUCACUGGGCGGGUUAA